AUGGAGAGAUUCCUUGCGAAAAUGCCCAGCAAAGCUGAUAGGGAAGUACCAGACUUGAUCUGGUUCCGGGUCGACGCAGAACCCAAUGCCGAGAAACCAGACAAGCUCAAAUUGACCUUUUUCCAUUUCGACGAUCCUGCGAGUGAGUACGCAGAGUUUUGGGUGCAGGACAUGCUAGAUGCCUACCUCAACAACCAAGAGGAAUACGAGGACUUGCGCUAUACAGAAUUGCGGGUGCAACUCAAGGUCAAAUCCUGGCAUCUGUCUGACGAGUAUAGCUCUGAGUUGUACCAAGGUCUUCAGACGUUUCUGGAUGCGAACCUUUCAGGAUUACAAUCCAAAGUUACGAUUGAGGGCCAUAUCUGGCGCUAUCCUGUUGAUCACCCACUUGCACCUGGUCCUAGCUUCGUUUGUGGUACGGAUGAGCAGCGGCGUCGAGGCGACAAGGAGCUGCGUUUAGAUAACGCAGAUUAUUAUGCUUUUGUGUGCGUUGACCCUCUCAGUCUACCUAAGCAUAAAAUGGUCGAUUCCUUUGAGGAUGAUUGA
Molecule: messenger RNA, 546 nt
Organism: Lithohypha guttulata
Lineage: Eukaryota; Fungi; Ascomycota; Eurotiomycetes; Chaetothyriales; Trichomeriaceae
Exons: 1
Coding region: 1-546 (181 amino acids)
Source: RefSeq, a predicted model, not a curated record